UACCCACAGCACUAACCAAUAAGAAGCCGCGCAUUGUCGGCGCUGCUCUCCGAUUGGCCGCUCGCCGCAUGACUGACAGUCCGUGUGAAUGAAGUUUUUUCCCACUUUGGCUCCGCGAAGUUUCAGUGACGGGGGCAUCACUGCAGCGCACUGAAGGGAAGGAAAGAACAGAGGGGAAAAGAAGGGAGAGAGGUGCCCCAUCCAUCCAUCUAUCCAUCCACUGAAUGUUCCCGCAGGACUUUAUUAACGUAUGGCUGCAUGAGAGGCUUUGAGCUGUCGCGCUUUCUCUCUCCAGGACUGUUGGGUUACUGGUUCUGUCCUGAUUUUAAGCAGUUGUCAUAAUAAUAUAACCGAACUCUUCGCGUCAGGACGGGCGCAGGUGGUCAUGGAUACACCUAUCAGAUGGAAAGUAAAGCGGAGGUUUAAGGAGGUGCGGCUGUCGGUACUCCUAGUAUUCCUGAUGUUUGUCACCUCACGAGUCAGCGCAGCUGAGCCAGCCGAUCUCCUAAAGAUUUUAGAUUUUCACAGUUUGCCGGAGGGUGUAACAAAAACUACUGGCUUCUGCACACACCGGAAGUCGUCAAAAGGGCCUGAUGUCGCCUACAGAGUCACAAAAGAUGCACAGCUUAGCGCUCCUACUAAACAACUCUACCCCUGUUUGUAUCAGAUGGAAAAUAUCUCACACACGGAGGGAAAGGUGAUGUUUUUGUGGAAAGUUCUGGUCAGAAUGAGGAGUUUGAAGCUCAUGUCUCAUGACGUCAUCGAGGGGGUUUCCACAGCACAUGUACAGGAGCUGUGUUCCUCGAGUAGCUCCUCGUCCUCCUCUUCUUCAUCCUCUUCAUCCUCCAGCUCUACCACGACUACUGGCGAGGAACCGUACGACGGCUACGAUGGAUAUGAGACUGGAUAUGAAACAUACUAUGACGAGUCGACCUCGCAGCCUGACGGCUCCCGGACCAUCAGCAUCACUAGCACAGGCACAGGUACCGGCGGAGAAGUGGAUAUCGGACUGGGCGGUGAGGUGGAUUUGGGACUGGGAGGAGACCUGGACAGGCGGAUCAUCACAUCAUCAUCAUCAUCAUCAUCGUCGUCAUCAUCAGGAGGAGGAGGAAGUGGAAGAGACCACUCAACUGUCACAGUCAUUCACAAUGGAACGUCUGGCUCGGUUUCCAGCUCCGGCUCCAGCUCCAGCUCUGGAGUCAGUACCGACUCCAGAUCCAGCUCUACCUCAGUUGAUGGUGGUUUUGAUGAUACCCAGUACGGCGACGGUCUUGAUCUGACCUAUGGAGAGGGAUAUGGAGAAGGAUACGGAGAGGGAGAUUAUACCGUGGAAGGAGGCGGUAGCAGCAGCAGCACUUCAGUGUCCGUAGGGGGUGGAUCUGUUUCUGUUGGAGGCGGGUCUGUAUCUGUCGGGGGCGGUUCUGUUUCCGUUGGAGGCGGGUCUGUUUCUUCAAGUGGCUCAGUUGGGGGCGGAUCCGGCAGCGCUGGGGCCAGCGUGGGGGCGGGGUCUGUUGCCACCGGUGGACAGGGAGGAAUCGGUGGAGAGGCAGAUUCCAUCGAUAUCGACAAGUUCAAGGAGGAGUCCAUCACGGAUUACACUGACGCAGAACUGGAGAAGAUUUAUGAUUAUGAUGACCUGUACACCGAUGGCGACAAAGCACUGCCCGCAGAGACCGACGAGAUCUACGGACAGGUGGAUGGACUGAGGGGAGAGAAAGGCCAGAAAGGAGAGCCUGCCAUCAUUGAACCCGGAAUGCUGGUCGAAGGCCCACCUGGUCCAGAGGGUCCCACAGGUCUCCCCGGUCCUCCAGGUUCAACGGGACACCCAGGUGGUGCUGGAGAGCCCGGUGAGAGGGGUCCUACUGGUCGCUCUGGUCUGCCUGGAGCUGACGGUCUUCCAGGACCUCCAGGGACUGUCCUGAUGUUGCCUUUCCGCAUGAGUACAGGAGGCGACAGCGGACAUAAAGGUCCUGCAGUUUCUGCCCAAGAGGCUCAGAUGCAAGCCAUCAUGCAGCAGGCCAGGCUGGCGAUGAGGGGUCCAACCGGACCCAUGGGUUUGACGGGCCGUUCCGGUCCUCUGGGUCCUCCUGGUGUUUCUGGACUGAAAGGAGAGUCUGGGGAUUCAGGACCUCAGGGUCCUCGUGGUCCACUGGGAUCCAUAGGCCCUCCUGGAAAGCCUGGUAGAAGGGGUCGACCCGGCUCAGAUGGAGCCAGAGGGAUGCCUGGACAGACGGGACCAAAGGGGGACCGAGGAUUCGAUGGGCUCGCUGGUUUGUCUGGAGAAAAGGGUCACAGGGGUGAGACAGGUCCUCAGGGGCCACCUGGUCCUUCAGGAGAGGAUGGAGAAAGAGGCAAUGAUGGUGAGGUCGGACCCAGAGGUCUGCCCGGAGAAUCGGGUCCUCGUGGUUUGUUGGGCCCCAAAGGUCCCCAGGGGCCCCCAGGACCUCCCGGUGUGACUGGUACGGACGGACAUCCUGGACCUAAAGGAAACAUUGGUCCUCAAGGUGAGCCAGGACCUCCAGGACAACAAGGCAACCCCGGAGCUCAGGGACUUCCAGGUCCUCAGGGAGCGAUCGGACCUCCAGGAGAGAAGGGUCCCACUGGAAAACCAGGCUUAUCGGGAAUGCCAGGAGCCGAUGGACCUCCGGGCCACCCAGGAAAAGAAGGGCCAUCCGGAGAGAAAGGACAUCUGGGACCUCCUGGUCCUCAGGGGCCGAUCGGAUAUCCUGGGCCUCGAGGUGUAAAGGGUGCUGAUGGAGUCCGUGGGCUGAAAGGAAACAAGGGUGAAAAGGGAGAAGACGGAUUUCCAGGAUUUAAGGGAGAUAUGGGCAUCAAAGGCGACAGGGGAGAACUUGGUGCUGCUGGACCCAGAGGUGAAGACGGGCCUGAGGGACCCAAAGGAAGAUCUGGUUUACCUGGAGAUGCUGGACCACUCGGGUCGACCGGAGAGAAGGGUAAGCUCGGUGUGCCCGGGUUGCCAGGUUAUCCAGGAAGACAAGGCCCCAAGGGUUCUCAAGGAUUCCAGGGAUUCCAAGGAGCCAGUGGAGAAAAAGGCACGAGGGGGACAGCAGGAAAGCCGGGACCCCGAGGACAGAGAGGACCCACGGGACCCCGUGGUGAAAGAGGGCCGAGGGGACCAACUGGUAAAGCAGGACCAAAGGGCAACUCAGGAAGCGACGGCCCCCCAGGACCACCCGGUGAACGGGGUCCAUUAGGAUCAGCGGGACCUACUGGAUUCCCCGGCCCUAAGGGUCCACCGGGUCCUUCCGGAAAGGACGGGCUGCCCGGACACCCUGGCCAGAGAGGAGAGACUGGUUUCCAAGGUAAAACUGGACCUCCCGGACCCCCAGGUGUAGUCGGACCUCAGGGACCAACAGGUGAAACAGGACCAAUGGGAGAGCGAGGCCACCCUGGACCCCCAGGACCACCUGGUGAACAGGGUCUACCUGGACCUGCAGGAAAAGAGGGAGCAAAGGGAGAUCCAGGCCCUGCAGGACCUACGGGUAAAGACGGACCUCCAGGACUCCGAGGGUUCCCAGGCGAGAGAGGUUUACCAGGCCCUGUGGGGUCAGCAGGUUUGAAAGGGAAUGAAGGACCUCCAGGGCCACCUGGACCCGCUGGUUCUCCUGGUGAACGUGGUCCUGCUGGCUCAGCUGGACCUACCGGCCUCCCGGGCCGACCCGGACCUCAAGGACCCCCGGGCCCCGCUGGAGAGAAAGGUGGACCUGGCGAGAAAGGACCUCAAGGCCCAGCUGGUAGAGACGGUAUUCAGGGACCUGUGGGACUUCCAGGCCCGGCCGGACCCAUCGGACCCCCGGGAGAGGACGGUGAUAAGGUACAGAAGAAAAAGAAUUGUGUUUGUGUGCAGGGUUUGCCUGGACCCCCGGGUGAGAAGGGAGAGACUGGUGACGUCGGUCAGAUGGGUCCACCCGGUCCUCCUGGUCCCAGAGGCCCCUCCGGACCCCCAGGAGCCGAUGGACCACAGGGACCUCCGGGAGGAAUCGGCAACCCAGGAGCCGUGGGAGAGAAGGGAGACGCCGGUGAACUAGGAGAACCAGGCCCACAGGGAGACGUCGGCCCUCCAGGUCCAAGAGGAGAGCGAGGAGAAAAGGGAGAAGCCGGACCCGCUGGUUCUGCUGGGCCCCCCGGACCAAAAGGACCACCAGGAGAUGAUGGUCCUAAAGGAAGCCCUGGUCCAAGUGGUUUCCCUGGUGAUCCUGGUCCUCCUGGAGAGCCUGGUCCACAUGGUUUGGAUGGUGCUCCUGGAGAUAAGGGUGAUGAUGGAGAGCCUGGUCAGGCGGGAUCCCCUGGACCUACUGGUGAAACUGGCCCCACUGGACCUCCAGGAAAGAGAGGACCUCAUGGACCUGCUGGACCUGAAGGAAGACAGGGAGAGAAGGGUGCCAAGGGCGAGUCUGGUCUCCUGGGUCCACCUGGUAAGACAGGUCCAGUUGGUCCUCAGGGAAGCCCUGGAAAGCCCGGUCCUGAGGGUCUGAGAGGUGUGCCUGGACCAGUGUCUCACAAAGCCUUAAUUUUAAGAUUUAAAAAAACGUUCUUACUAUAUGUAUGUUUCACUUCUGUUCAGGGUCCUCCUGGUCCUAAAGGUGCUAAAGGAUCAUCUGGUCAGACUGGACCGAAGGGAGAAGCUGGAGUGCCAGGAUCUCCUGGACCUCCAGGUCCACCUGGUGAUGUCAUCCACCCUCUGCCCAUGCAGUCCAGCCCCAAACGGGCAAAGAGGAACAUUGACGCCAGCCAGAUGAUGGAUGACGCUGCAGAUGCCAACUACAAAGACUAUGAGGACGGCAUGGAGGAGAUAUUUGGCUCUCUGAACUCGCUCAAACUAGAGAUUGAACAGAUGAAACACCCGCUGGGCACACAGAGUAACCCCGCCCGCACCUGCAAAGACCUGCAGCUGUGCCACCCAGAUUUCCCAGAUGGUGAAUACUGGAUUGAUCCGAACCAGGGCUGCUCCAGAGACUCUUUCAAAGUGUACUGUAACUUCACAGCAGGUGGAGAGAGCUGCAUCUUCCCCGAUAAAAAGAGUGAAGGGGCCAGACUCACCUCUUGGGUGAAGGAGAAUCCAGGAUCGUGGUUCAGUGAAUUCAAACGUGGUAAACUGCUCUCAUACGUGGAUGUGGAGGGCAAUCCGAUCGGAGUGGUCCAGAUGACGUUCCUGCGUUUACUCAGUGCCACGGCUCGGCAGAACCUGACAUACAACUGUUACCAGUCGGUGGCUUGGCACAACCAGGACCUGGACUCUUACGAUAAAGCCAUCCGCUUCCUGGGUUCCAACGAUGAGGAGAUGUCUUACGAUAACAACCCGUACAUCAGAGCCGCCGUCGACGGAUGUGCGUUGAAAAAGGGUUAUGAAAAGACUAUUCUUGAGAUCAACACACCGAAAGUGGAGCAGGUACCAUUUGUUGACAUUAUGUUCAACGAUUUCGGCGGAGCGACGCAGAAGUUCGGCUUUGAGGUCGGACCGGCCUGCUUCAUCGGCUAAGACUGCUCAGCGAGCACACGCGAACAAAACAUAUUCAUUUUCUCCGAAAACAAAACACGAGAAAGAAAUAGGACGACUUAUUUGUAAAGUUUUGUGUUUCCAAACAAACCCAACAGAUACCAAAGUAAGGAUAAAAGAAAUUUGAAGAAAGAAUGGAUGUCCAAACAAUGGGUUCUUAUAACAGAGCAACCUUUUUAACCUCAGUGUACCCUCUGCAUCACAUGCAAGUUUUGAAACUGGAUGAGGUCAUCACUCAUGACUCUCCCAGGCCCGCCCACUUUACACUCAUCCGACUCUUCGCCCCUCCCACAGGCUGUAUAGACGGAUUAGAUCCAUCCUUUUAUUUCCCUCCUGUUCUUGGACUUGUAGCUCUAUGCACAUAUGAGAAAUCUUUUCCAUUGGUUUGUUUGCUUGGGUUUUAUGUUGUUCCUCUUUCCACUUCUAAGCUUUGUUUUUUGUGCAUACUUGUCUUCCAUUCCCUGGAAUGGUGAUUAUAUAUAUAAAUAUAUAUAAAUAUUUUUUUCUAUGUUUGUAAGUACUUUCUGUAUAUUUUUUUUUUCCGGUGAAGUGUUUUUUUUUUGGUUCUGGCUUCAAAACAUGCAUGUGAACCCAUUGAGCGAUAAGGACAGAGCUGCUGGUUAUUGGAAAAAAACGCUUUUUAAAAAAUAAAAUAUACCCCCAAUAAAACAGCCUGAGGAAAUUUUCAGUGAAUCUGAAGCAGAGAAAAUGAUUAAAAUACGACAAAAAAAGCAACUGCAACAGCAACAAAGUCUUAUUCCAGAUGUGAACAAUGUCUUUUUGUAAUUUAAACAACAAAAUUACAAUAAAAGUAAGAAACAGCCGUAAUGUGAGCAUUAAUUUGCUACCUGUCAUGUUGAAGUGGCUUCCGUGGGUCUGUGAGAUCGCGACCCGCCUGUAUGAGGGGAAUCUUUGAUCUGACGUUCACGAAUCGGUGCUUCCCUGUAUCAGAAGAGCACACCAUCACACUGAGGAAACACAAUAUCGGUGAACUAGGUGCUAUGUGGUGCUAAAAAUAUAUACCUUUUUUCCUGUACUUGUUUGUUGUAAUUGAAAACGGCUCUGCGGUGAUACCCAAGCGGUUCCACGUCUUCUGUCAAAGUCCUAGCUUUGCUUCCCGAGGUGGGGAAGUAUUUGUAUGCAUGCCGUAAAAUCAUAUUCAUUUAUAGAUGAGAACACCUUUUUCUUCUGUUAUCAUUCCUCACCACGUUUGACAAAUGUCCAGAUUGUUAUAUGGAGAUCAUUUAUGGUCCUCCAAAGGCUUUAGCUCACACUUUACAUUACAACGUUCGCGUCACAGUCUAUUCACUCGAUCUGAAAUGGUUAAACGGAGCACAGUUACUGUUAAUGCUGUUGUGAUUGAGGUAUCACGUGUAACAUGGACCCUGUAAUGUAAAGUGUUACUCUAGCUAACAGAAGCGAUGGAACUGAAAUGCCUUUUAACACACAAUUAGCUUGGGACCUUUUCGUUAGAUCUUUCUGGAGGGUCCUGUGAAUAUUUUAACCAAAAUGCUUAGAGGAAUGAAUAGUUAACUUGACUGCCGAUUUCAGCUUUCCUUCCAAAGAGAUUUCUCUUAAUUUAAGAGACUUGAAGACCAAGAAUCAGAUUGUCUUGUGUGAUUAUUCACGUUUGUUGUACAUUACAAAGUUUCGCUAGCAUAUAUUCCUUCACCUGCCAGAAUUGGUUGUCAUUGACUAGAGCCAUCUUGUUAUUCAUCUAUCACACCUUUUGCCACUAGACAUUUUCCUGCACUCUUUUGUUCUGCUUUUUGACCACUAGAUCUGCUACUGCAAAAUCUUGCUCUAAUUUUUUAAAUAUGACUUGAACUGGUUCUUUUAAGAGGAUAAAACACGGAAUAUGCAGUUUUGACACAAUUUUAUCAGUACGAAACACAUUUCAACCGAUUCUUCUGUAAAUGUCAAAACCAGCAGUAAUGCUGCCAAUAAAGUUUACUCUGUUUUUUUUUGUUUUUGUAAUGUUUGUUUGUUUUUGCGGUCGUGUCAAACCUGUGUACGAGAAGAUAGAAGAGAUAUUGGUUUUGUGUCAAUAAAUUCAGGUUCACUGUGUCCACCCACCCUUGUAUGUCUUUUGAAGCAUUAAAACUUUCCUGUAUGCAUGAAAAUGUUAAGCUUUCUCUUCAUGUUUCUUCCCACAGCCACAUUUCUUUUUUUUAUCAGCCGUAUGAUACAUCCUCUCAGUGCUCCGAUGAAAACAGGCCUGUCCUUCAUUGUGAAAUGGAGAGAGAGCGAUGUUUGUUGUAACUCUCUACCAAAGCCCAUGUUCCUUUGUAGUAUAUUUAUUGUAUUAUUUAAAAAUAAUAAAUGUUAAUUGAUA
This is a messenger RNA of Sinocyclocheilus grahami, 7853 nucleotides long. Its product is annotated as collagen alpha-1(V) chain-like. The transcript has 57 exons. Gene Ontology annotation, cellular component: extracellular matrix. Gene Ontology annotation, molecular function: extracellular matrix structural constituent. The record is from RefSeq and is a predicted model, not a curated record. NCBI's taxonomy places the organism in Eukaryota, Metazoa, Chordata, Actinopteri, Cypriniformes, Cyprinidae. Bases 386 to 5500 code for a protein of 1704 amino acids.